Molecule: messenger RNA, 1009 nt
Organism: Naegleria gruberi
Lineage: Eukaryota; Heterolobosea; Eutetramitea; Acrasida; Naegleriidae
Exons: 1
Coding region: 1-888 (295 amino acids)
Source: RefSeq, a predicted model, not a curated record
AUGAGCAAACACAAUACUUGGGGAGGAUCAUCACCUUCAUUAUCGUCGACCACUAAAUUAAUUGUCGGAUUAUUUGUCCUCCUAUUGAUUGUACAAACAACAAUCGGAUCAACAUUAAAUUUAUCGAGUACAAGAAUUGAUACCACUCUCAAUACAACACAAAUAGAAUUUCGACCUCUUGAUCCAUCAGCACCAUCGUCUAUUCCUAAUUAUAAUGUUGGAACACAAGUAUCGCUGAGUUUUUCCUUCUUUUCUAUUGAACAUUGUUCUUUUGAUAUUGUAGUAGUAUCAAAACACUCUAAAAAGGAAUAUUCGACAAAUGGUGGAAUUUAUCAAUACAAUACUAAUGGAACUAUUGAAGAAAAGGAAUUAAAAAUUACAAUUCCUACUGAAAUUGAUACUGCUGAAGGAGCUUAUGUUUUCAGAUUAAAAAAGAAGGUUGAAAAGGUAUCUCAAGAAUUGAAUUUUGACUCUCCAGAAUUUACUGUCACUGUCAAUGUUGACAAUACAUCAUUAUCAUGGCCAACUAUUGUUUUAAUUCUCUUCUUCCCACCAGCUCUGCUCCUAGUUGCAGUUGUAGGUGGUUGUGUCAUGUGUAAACGACAACGUCGAGUCCAACAACAAGAAUUGGAACAACACGAUUAUGAACAACAAUUGGAUGAUGAUGUUGAUAUCAAUUUCGAUCACGAUGAUGAAGAGGAGAAUCAUCACCGUCACCACCACACCUCCAAGCACCAUCAAACAAAUAAGAAGAAGGAAGAACCCAAGAUGGCCUUUGUCUUGGAAGAUGACGAUGAUGAUGAGCCAAUGUCUAGUAGUCAUAUUCACAUUGAUGAUGAUGAUGAAAAUGAACGUCGUGGCAAUUUCUACUAUACCAAGAAUAUUUAAACAUGCUCUUCAUUAAUUGUUAUUAUGGAACAGUGUGUUAACAUAUUAGUUUACAAUUUUAAGAAUAUUAUUUAAUCGAAUAAUGUAAUAAAGGAAGGUAAUUGGCUAUGCCUAUUUUGAA